AUGGCGUCCGAGCGGCACCACUCCAUCGACGCGCAGCUCCGUGCCCUGGCCCCCGGCAAGGUCUCCGAGGAGCUCAUCCAGUACGACGCCCUGCUCGUCAACCGUUUCCUCGACAUCCUCCAGGACCUCCACGGCCCCAGCCUUCGCGAAUUUGUCCAGGAGUGCUACGAGGUUUCAGCUGACUACGAGGGCAAGAAAGACACGUCGAAGCUGGGCGAGCUGGGCACCAAGCUCACGGGGCUGGCGCCCGCCGACGCCAUCCUGGUGGCGAGCUCCAUCCUGCACAUGCUCAACCUCUCCAACCUGGCCGAGGAAGUGGAGCUGGCGCACCGCCGCCGGAACAGCAAGCUCAAGCACGGGGACUUCUCCGACGAGGGCUCCGCCACCACCGAGUCCGACAUCGAGGAGACGCUCAAGCGCCUCGUGUCGCUCGGCAAGAGCCCCGAGGAGGUGUUCGAGGCGCUCAAGAACCAGAGCGUCGACCUCGUCUUCACCGCGCACCCCACGCAGUCCGCCAGGAGGUCGCUCCUGCAGAAAAACGCCAGGAUCCGGAAUUGUCUCACGCAGCUGAGUGCCAAGGACGUCGUCACGGUCGAAGACAAGAAGGAGCUCGACGAGGCUCUGCAGAGAGAGAUCCAAGCAGCUUUCAGAACUGAUGAAAUCCGGAGAGCACAACCCACCCCACAGGAUGAAAUGCGCUAUGGGAUGAGCUACAUCCAUGAAACUGUAUGGAACGGUGUGCCUAAGUUUUUGCGCCGUGUGGAUACAGCCCUGAAGAAUAUUGGCAUCAAUGAGCGCCUUCCCUACAAUGUUCCUCUCAUUAAGUUUUGUUCUUGGAUGGGUGGUGACCGUGAUGGAAAUCCAAGAGUUACUCCGGAGGUGACAAGAGAUGUAUGCUUGCUGUCCAGAAUGAUGGCUGCAAACUUGUACAUCAAUCAGGUCGAAGACCUGAUGUUUGAGCUCUCUAUGUGGCGCUGCAAUGAUGAGCUUCGUGCUCGAGCCGAAGAACUCCAGAGUACUCCAGCUUCAAAGAAAGUUACCAAGUAUUACAUAGAAUUCUGGAAGCAAAUUCCUCCAAACGAGCCCUACCGGGUGAUCCUUGGUGCUGUAAGGGACAAGUUAUACAACACACGCGAGCGUGCACGCCAUCUGCUGGCAACUGGAUUUUCUGAAAUUUCUGAGGACUCGGUAUUUACCAAAAUCGAAGAGUUCCUUGAGCCCCUUGAGCUGUGCUACAAAUCACUGUGUGACUGCGGCGACAAGGCCAUCGCGGACGGGAGCCUCCUGGACCUCCUGCGCCAGGUCUUCACGUUCGGGCUGGCCCUGGUGAAGCUGGACAUUCGGCAGGAGUCGGAGCGGCACACCGACGUGAUCGACGCCAUCACCACGCACCUCGGCAUCGGGUCGUACCGCUCGUGGCCCGAGGACAAGCGGAUGGAGUGGCUGGUGAAGGAGCUGAAAGGCAAGCGCCCGCUGCUGCCCCCGGACCUUCCCAUGACCGAGGAGAUCGCCGACGUCAUCGGCGCGAUGCACGUCCUCGCGGAGCUCCCCUCCGACAGCUUCGGCCCCUACAUCAUCUCCAUGUGCACGGCCCCCUCGGACGUGCUGGCCGUGGAGCUCCUGCAGCGCGAGUGUGGCAUUCGCCAGACGCUGCCCGUGGUGCCGCUGUUCGAGAGGCUGGCCGACCUGCAGGCGGCGCCCGCGUCCGUGGAGCGGCUCUUCUCGACGGACUGGUACUUCGACCACAUCAAGGGCAAGCAGCAGGUGAUGGUCGGGUACUCCGACUCCGGCAAGGACGCCGGCCGCCUGUCCGCGGCGUGGCAGCUGUACGUGGCGCAGGAGGAGAUGGCCAAGGUGGCCAAGAAAUACGGCGUGAAGCUGACCUUGUUCCACGGCCGCGGCGGCACCGUGGGCAGGGGUGGCGGGCCGACGCACCUGGCCAUCCUGUCCCAGCCUCCGGACACCAUCAACGGGUCCAUCCGCGUGACGGUGCAGGGCGAGGUCAUCGAGUUCAUGUUCGGGGAGGAGAACCUGUGUUUCCAGUCUCUGCAGCGGUUCACGGCCGCCACGCUGGAGCACGGCAUGCACCCGCCGGUGUCUCCCAAGCCCGAGUGGCGCAAGCUCAUGGAAGAGAUGGCAGUCGUGGCCACGGAGGAGUACCGCUCCGUCGUCGUCAAGGAGCCGAGAUUCGUCGAGUACUUCCGAUCGGCUACCCCUGAGACUGAGUACGGGAAGAUGAACAUCGGCAGCCGCCCAGCCAAGAGGAAGCCGGGCGGCGGCAUCACGACCCUGCGCGCCAUCCCCUGGAUCUUCUCGUGGACCCAGACGAGGUUCCACCUCCCCGUGUGGCUGGGAGUCGGCGCCGCCUUCAAGUGGGCCAUCGACAAGGACAUCAAGAACUUCCAGAAGCUCAAAGAGAUGUACAACGAGUGGCCAUUCUUCAGGGUCACCCUGGACCUGCUGGAGAUGGUUUUCGCAAAGGGAGAUCCUGGCAUUGCCGGCUUGUAUGACUUGCUGCUUGUCACCGACGAUCUCAAGCCCUUUGGGAAACAGCUCAGGGACAAAUACGUGGAGACAGAGCAGCUUCUCCUACAGAUCGCUGGGCACAAGGAUAUUCUUGAAGGCGAUCCUUACCUGAAGCAGGGGCUGCGGCUGCGCAAUCCCUACAUCACCACCCUGAACGUGUUGCAGGCCUACACGCUGAAGCGGAUAAGGGACCCCAGCUUCAAGGUGACACCGCAGCCGCCACUGUCCAAGGAGUUCGCCGACGAGAACAAGCCCGCCGGACUGGUGAAGCUCAACCCGGCGAGCGAGUACCCGCCCGGGCUGGAAGACACGCUUAUCCUCACCAUGAAGGGUAUCGCCGCCGGCAUGCAGAACACCGGCUAG
Miscanthus lutarioriparius is the source of this 2889-nucleotide messenger RNA. NCBI's taxonomy places the organism in Eukaryota, Viridiplantae, Streptophyta, Magnoliopsida, Poales, Poaceae. The record is from the annotation of a GenBank genome assembly.